AUGUCUAUCCUUGGAUUAAAGAAGAAACAGCCAAAGACUUUCAAAGUAAAAGUCAUAACCAUGGAUGCUGAAAUGGAGUUCAGCUGUGAGGUGAAAUGGAAAGGUAAGGACCUGUUUGAUUUGGUGUGCCGCACUGUUGGCUUGAGGGAAACCUGGUUUUUUGGACUAAGAUACACAGUAAAGGACACAUACGCCUGGCUGAAACAGGAGAAACGGGUUUUGGACCAAGAGGUUCCAAAAGACUCUCCCAUAAUGUUUCAUUUCUUGGCCAAAUUCUUCCCUGAAAAAGUAGAGGAGGAACUGGUCCAAGAAAUAACACAACACCUCUUCUUUUUACAGGUGAAAAAGCAAAUAUUAGACGAGGAGAUAUUUUGCUCUCCUGAAGCCUCAGUUUUGUUGGCUUCGUAUGCUGUCCAGGCAAAGUAUGGGGAUUAUGAUCCAAACUUUCACAAGCCUGGGUUCUUGGCACAAGAUGAGUUGUUGCCAAAAAGGGUGUUGAUGCAAUACCAAAUGACAGCUGACAUGUGGGAGGAGAAGAUCACAGCCUGGUACGCUGAGCACAGAGGUAUCGCCAGGGAUGAAGCCGAGAUGGAAUACCUCAAAAUCGCUCAAGACCUAGAGAUGUACGGCGUCAGCUACUUCCACAUUACCCAAAAUAAGAGGGACACAGACUUGUUACUGGGAGUGGAUGCUCAGGGGCUUCACAUCUACAGCCCGAACAACAAGCUCAACCCCAACAAGUCCUUUCCGUGGAGCGGAAUCCGCAACAUCUCCUACAGCGAAAAAGAGUUUACGAUCAAACCUCUGGACAAAAAGAAAGACGUUUUUAAGUUCUACUCGUCUCAGCUUCGUGUCAACAAGCUUAUCCUACAGCUGUGCAUUGGGAACCACGACCUAUUUAUGAGGAGGAGGAAGGUGGACUCAAUUGAAGUGCAACAGAUGAAGUCUCAGGCUAAAGAGGAGAAGGCCCGUAAGAAGAUGGAGCGUCAGAUCCUGGCACGAGAGAAACAGAUGAGAGAAGAAGCAGAACGUGCAAAAGAGGAGAUGGAACGAAGACUUUUUCAGCUGCAGGACGAAGCUCGGCUGGCAAACGAGGCACUGCUGCGAUCUGAAGAAACAGCAGACCUGCUGGCAGAGAAGGCCCAGAUUGCUGAGGAAGAAGCCAAGCUGUUGGCUCACAAGGCCGCUGAAGCAGAGCAAGAAAGACAGAGGUUGGAGGUCACAGCCAUGAAGACGAAGGAGGAGAAAAGGCUGAUGGAGCAGAAGAUGAGGGAGGCGGAGCAGCUGGCGGUAAAGCUGGUGGAGCAGUCUGAGAGGAGACUAAAAGAGGCUGAUCAUCUGAAGCAGGACCUGACAGAAGCAAAGGAUGCAGAACGAAGAGCCAAGCAGAAGCUGUUGGAGAUCACCAAGACAACAUACCCUCUCAUAGCGGCGUACUCCACCCCUCCUGCUCCCCCUGAACCAGCAGACUUUGGCUAUGAACCAGCAGCUUCUCGCCUGGACUUCAAGGAUUCCGACAUGAAGCGGCUGUCGAUGGAGAUCGAAAGAGAAAGACUGGAGUACAUGGAGAAGAGCAAACACCUGCAGGACCAGCUGAAGGAGCUGAAGACAGAGAUCGAAUCUUUGAAGCUGGAGGAGCAGCAACAGCAGCACCAGGCCAACAUGUACAGCCUUCACAAUGAGGCCAGAGGAUACGUGCAGGACCCCCUCUACAUAUCUCACAGCAACCGAAAUUCUGCCUACAUGUCCCAGAUGGCCUUUUUUGAGGAAGUGUGAUCAAGUUAAGGACGAAAGGCGGUGGCUGCGGUUGGAAUUCAUCCAUCCUUGCUUUUACCUGACUGAAUCUGUCUUCAAAAACCGACAGACAUCUUUCAAAAUCACUUUUCUUCUGUUUGUAUGACACAAAAAGAACUUCCAGUGUGUGACUAACGCAGCAGUAAAGCUGACUCGUGAUGUAGCGCUGAAGACGGACAGGUUGUUUGGUGUGGAUGGAAGAUGCAUCGGACCUACACCUGGUCAAAAGACUGCUUUAAUAAUAAAACAUAAAUGCCAUAAAAGAUUUAUAAAGUCAGAGUGAAUUUCAAAUUGUGUCCAUUUAAUUUAGGAAGAAUCGUCUAAACAGCUUCUGGAGGAAAAAGGAGAAAACUGAACUCUAAAUGUCAGAUUUGAGAAGCUGAUGUGAACGGCAGUGUUGGGUUUGUGUUUUUUUAACCCUCUUUGUUGCUUUUGAUAUCACACAUAGGCUUCCAGAGAGCGAUCAUAUCACCUCACUGAUGUGCAUUUCACUAUUUCAGUCUUUAAUGUGUUUUUUUUUUUUUUUAGAUUUACAUUUUAUACUCCACACUGCUGAUGUGCCUUAAACUUUAUAUUUUGUUACAGUGAUUGAGGAUACUUGUUAUUUUUCUUCUUGCAUGCUUUAGUGUUGGGUUACAGGAACUUUAGAGUUUAGGUUCUCUUUAUAACCAGCAGAAUACAGGGCCUUUUCAUUACAUUCAAGUCGAUGCACUCCUCAGGUUUAGUCUUUUUCACUGCAGCUAUAAUUUAUCAAGUGUUAAGUCGUCUACCCAAGAAUUCCAAUGUUGAAUUUAUGCAAGGAGUCUAAAUAAACAGAGUUUUGCACCGGGGGAAAAAAAAAACAACAGUUAUAGCUACCUUGGAGAAACUUGAUUUGAAGUUUUCUAUUGUACGGUUUAAAAAGAAAUACUUCAACCUACACGGUAUCUGCAAAGGGGGAUUUAGCAUCAUGGGGUAAAGAGCAUUUGACACAGAAAGACUUCAUCCCGUUUUGAAAAGCCGCAUUUCAGCCAGAUUAUUCUUGUGUUGUGUUACAUUUCUCACUGGCCUCUCAAAGGAAGAAACUGGGUUCUAAAUAUAUAACCUCAGAAAGUCACAUUAAUUUAUUCAAACCAGCUCCUUAAAGAGAUUUAACAUAAAUGGUAGCACAUUAUUUCCCAUCAUUUUUUAACCAUUUGCAUUUUUUAUUUACCUUCCGUUUCUACUCGUCCAGAAAUACGUCUCGUUUCUCUCACUUUUGGGGGUAAAUCCUUUUUCUGUGCUCAGAUUUGCUGAAUGACAAAUGUCAUACACUUUUAUGUCCAAUAUUAAGAUUUUGGAGGGUGUUUACAUCAAAAAGGAAGAAAAAUAAAUCCCAUUACUUACUGGUUUUUGUUUUUAAUAUCAACUUUGUCUGCGGUCUUUGCCUACAGAUAUAAUGGGAUGACAUUUUUUGAUGCGAGUUUGUUCCCAAAGGCUUGUAUUGGAUAAUAAAAGAGUAAUUCUUUUCAACUGAA
This is a messenger RNA of Oryzias latipes (Japanese medaka), 3290 nucleotides long. The record is from RefSeq and is a predicted model, not a curated record. NCBI's taxonomy places the organism in Eukaryota, Metazoa, Chordata, Actinopteri, Beloniformes, Adrianichthyidae.